Messenger RNA from Aureobasidium vineae, 3714 nucleotides. Lineage: Eukaryota; Fungi; Ascomycota; Dothideomycetes; Dothideales; Saccotheciaceae. The record is from the annotation of a GenBank genome assembly.
AUGGAGGCCCUCCAGGAUUUCGACAUCAACCAUGCGCUAAAGACAUACCUCAACAACCCGCUGGAGACCGACACGCCCGACGCGCAUCCCCACCUGCUCGAGUGCGAACACAACCCCGAGGACCUGACUCCUGCCCUGGUCAACACGGUCCUCAACCCCAUCGUGGAUGCCAUAACAGAAAACCCUGAAGCUGUCGCUCGUUCGGCCAACUUUGACUCGUUGCAGUUCCUUCUCAAGUGCGCUCCCACCCAUCAAGCAGACGCCUCUCAGUCACAUGUGCCUGACAAUGACCUCAGAAAGUUCAUCCUCAUCCCCACCCAGUCGCUCUCCAAGCUUCUCGACCUCAUCCUUUCCGCUCUCUCCGCCGAGGCCGACGCUGUCCACAAUGAUAUCGAAGCCGACGAACAAGACUCGAUCCCCCAGCACAAGCUGCUCCUCGAGAUGCUCUCCUUCCUCCUCAUGUGGUGCUUCACCAGCGUCGAAUCAAGAGUCGCCUCGGAAAAGUCGGCUGCACCUGCCGCUCGUGCAAGAGGAGGAAAGCCUGCUACAACAAAAAAAUCUGCAAAGGACGCACCCUGGGAUCCCUCGAUGCAGAUUCAGUCGGCCCUCAACACUAUGGCAAAGGUCAUGAAGCUCAAGCUCGCGAGGAUCUUCGUCACCACCUCCGAGCGCGACACCAUCAUCGGCCUCUUCACCCGCCCCGUCUACCUCAUGAUGGAGAACGAAGCAAGAGUCAAGAACACCGCCAUCAAAAUGCACGCCUUCAAGGUCUUGUGUAUCGCCAUCAAGCAUCACGGUCAUGCCUCUGGAGCCCAGACAAAUAUCAUCCAGAGCCUUUUGUACUUUGAGCACCUCUCGGAACCAAUGGCUGAGCUGCUGAACAUUCUCGCUGAGCAAUACGACUAUCCUCAACUCUCCGAAGAAGUCUUGCGCGAGCUGAGCAACCAAGAAUUCAGCAGCAGCGACUUGAAGGGCCCCAAGUCUGUUUCGACUUUCAUCACAAAGUUUUCCGAGCUGGCACCGCGACAGGUCAUCAAGCAAGUCAUGCUGCUCGCCAAACUGCUUGACAGCGAAUCCUACACUUUGCGCUGUUCCAUCAUUGAGGUCUGCGGAAAUCUGAUUGCCAUGUUGAGCAAGCAGGAAGGCGAAGAGCGCAGUGAGAACCACAAGGGUCAGAUCAAUGCCUUNUUCGAAGUGCUCGAAGAACGUUUCCUCGACGUCAACCCCUACUGCAGAUGUCGCGCGCUUCAAGUCUACGUGAAGCUUUGCGACCUCGAAACAAAGUAUCCCAAGCGCAGACAGAUCGCAGCAGAGCUUGCUUGCCGGAGUCUGGAAGAUAAAAGCAGCAAUGUCCGCAGAAACGCCAUCAAGCUGCUCGAGAAGCUCAUGCAGACACAUCCCUUCGCUGUCCUGCACGGUGGACAACUCUCCUACUCGGACUGGAACUCACGUCUGGAAGUCUGCGAGGGCGAGCUCAAUGCUCUGAAGCCACCACAGGAAGCUGCUGGUAUGGUGGAACAACAAGAAGCCACAGUCGACGAGGAGCUAUUGGAUGAUGCCACGCAAAUGUCCCCUGUGAAGGAAAAGCCAGCCAUGACUGAAGAGCAGAAGCAGGCAGCGUUCGAGAAAGCCGCUGCCGAAGCUGUCACGUCUGAGAUGAUGAGCAAGCUCACACUUACUCGUCGCUACUACAUCGAGGCGCUCAAGUUCAUCGAAGUACUACACGAAGCCUCGCCCAUUAUCACACAACUGCUCGCUUCCAAGAACAAGUCUGAAGUCAUCGAGGCCAUGGACUUCUUCGUCAUCGCAAACGCCUACAACAUCGAGACUGCCCGCACGGGUAUCCGAAAGAUGUUACGCCUCAUCUGGACCAAGGGUAACAGUGAUGAAGGCAAGGGUGUGCAAGCUCAUCUCAUAGAAUGUUACAAGGGCUUGUUCUUCGAGGCUCCGAGCGGCUUCUCUGCAAACGACUCUGCCAACUUCAUCGCCAGGAAUAUGGUCAGUCUGACAUUCGGAGCGACAGCUGCCGAGUUGACCAGUCUGGAGCAACUGCUUAGCACGAUGAUGCAAUCAGACUUCAUCAAGGAGGCGACUAUACAGAAGCUGUGGCAGAUAUACGGCAUUGAGAAGAGAGAAAUCUCGAAAAAUCAACGUCGCGGUGCCAUCAUUGUACUUGGUAUGCUCGCCUUGGCUGAUCCCGAUAUCAUCGUCAAGGAGAUGGAAAGAUGUCUUCGCAUUGGUCUCGGAGCUUACGGCAGAACAGAUCUGGUUCUGGCCAAGUUCACCUGCAUUGCUCUGAUGCGCAUGAAUAACCCCAAGCACACCAAGGGCGUCCAAGCUGCACCAACUUCAACGCGGCUGCCGAACGACCAUGCCGUUCUCCAGAAGCUGGCUGCCAUGGCAGAUGUGAAGUCUUCAAACAAGCAGUGGUAUGGUCUUGCCGAACAAGUCAUCAGCGCCAUCUACGCUCUGUCCAAGCAUCCUGAUGAGUUAGCAUCCGAGAUUCUCAGGUUCAAGACGAAAAAGGUCUUCUCAGCGGCUGCAGUAUCGACCAAGUCAGAAUCGGUCGAAGUCAAAGAUGACGGUGACGUCGAAAUGAGUGGCAUGGACGACGAGCCGAUGGGAGAUGCUCUUCCAAUCAAGAAGGAAGAGGAGGAAGUCAAGAUGCCCGAGGCUGAGGAUUCUGCUCUGCCCUUGUCUCAACUACUUUUCACUGUCGGUCACAUUGCCAUCAAGCAGAUCGUUCAUCUAGAACUUUGUGAGAUGGAUUUCAAACGCCGAAAGAUGGACAAGGAAAAGCAGGCCGCCGCAGAUCCCACACCAGUCAAGAAGGGUAAGGGGGCAAAGAAGGAUGCGAAAGACGUCAAAGAAGAGGAACAAGAUGAUCUCGACCUCAUCACUGGCACGACCGAGGAUGACUUUACCGACGCCAUCGCACACGUACGUGAGAGAGAGCUUCUCUAUGGCCCUCAAUCGUUGCUGGCCAACUUUGGCCCGCUGGUUCGCGAGAUUUGCAUGAACAACACAUCAUACGCCAACCAAGAGUUGCAGGCACAAGCAGCUCUGUGUUUGGCCAAGCUCAUGUGUGUGAGCUCAGAAUAUUGCGAGCAGAACUUGGGACUGCUUAUCACCAUCCUCGAGAGAAGUCCCGAUGCCACGACUCGCAACAAUCUGGUGAUUGCUCUCGGAGACAUGGCAGUCUGCUUCAACCACCUGAUCGACGAGAACACCGACUACCUCUAUCGCCGCUUGUCUGACAGAUCACUACCGGUCAAGCGCACCUGUUUGAUGACGCUGACGUUCUUGAUCCUUGCUGGACAAGUCAAGGUCAAGGGUCAACUCAGUGAGAUGGCCAAGUGUGUCGAGGACAGUGACGAUAGAAUGCGCGACAUGUCACGCAUGUUCUUCAGCGAGCUGGCAGGCAAGGACAAUGCAGUCUACAACCAGUUCGUCGACAUGUUCAGUCUGCUUUCUCGUGACGAGGAACUCGAGGAAGACCAGUUCCGGCGCAUCAUCAAGUUCUUGUCAGGAUUCAUCGAAAAGGACAAGCACGCGAAACAGCUUGCCAACAAGCUGGCAGCCAGACUGCCUCGCGCAGAGAAUGAGAGGCAAUGGAACGAUGUCGCAUAUGCACUGGGCCUUUUGCAACACAAGGACGAAGAGAUUACCAAGGUGGUCAAUGAGGGGUACAAGGUUGUUCAAGCGCAGGCUUAA